UCUAAUUCUAUUGUAUUUGAUAUACUGCGAACAUGAAGGCGUUCCGCAUACUUCUGUUAUUGGGCUUUAUCGGAAUCGUUUUUGCAAAAACUACAUUUAAUCAAAGGAAUGACAAUAACACUGAAUUCAAUGAUAAUGCAAGAUCAAUAUCAUCAAUAAUAUCAGAAGCUUUGAGUAUUGCGACCAGCGCUGUUACAAACCCACUUAAUGAAAUCCAAACUAUGGUUACAGGAACGUCAAAUAGUGACUCUCAGAACAUAACUACCAUUUCUAAUUAUAUACUUUUUGCAUUGAAAACAAUUUUCGAAAUUUUACUAAGACAAAUGGGUUUACUAGAAGUUACAAAAUUAAUCGGACUCUUAUAAUUCAAGACUCCUUAUAAUUCAAAGUAAAUUGGUGAGAAUAGACAGCAAUAGGAGUCGGACGCAGAAGACGUUGCAUAAAGGAAUAUAAAGGAACACGUAUAAAGGAACAUAAAGCAGACAUAAAUUAAUAUAAAUGAUGAACUUUCUUUCAGAAAAAAUAAUUUCUAUUAUCAACAUCGCAA
Molecule: messenger RNA, 547 nt
Organism: Cyphomyrmex costatus
Lineage: Eukaryota; Metazoa; Arthropoda; Insecta; Hymenoptera; Formicidae
Exons: 3
Coding region: 33-365 (110 amino acids)
Source: RefSeq, a predicted model, not a curated record